AUGGAUGCAGCUGCAGAGCCGGUUACCGUCGCUUCCGUUCAGAGGGAACUACAGGAUGCCAUGGCAGCGUUCGAGCAGCACGUUCGUGGUGCUGUGGCCAAGGUGGAUGGGUACUUUAGGAAGGGCGCGAAGACGGACAAGGUCAGCGUGGAGACUAAGCUGGAGGACUUCAAACAGUGUGCCCUCCUGUUCAACUCGGGGUGCAAGACCAUGCUACUGGCCGUGAAGCAGGUGGUGGGGAAGCUGACGGAGUGCCUGCCCACCGCUCAGAAGACGGAGGAAUUGUUGCGGCAGGUGCAGCAGCAGAGGGCGAUGCAAAAGGAUGCCAGAAGAGUUCAAAGCGAACUACAGCGUCAGUUGGAUGAAGCGCGCGCGGAUGUGGUAGCGCAGUCCAGUGAAUGCGCGCUGUUAAAGGCAGAGGAAGAGGCGGGUAGAGAGGAACUUCAAGUGGCACGGUCUCAAAUGACUCUCCUCGGUGAUCAUAUCCAGGCAUUUGAGCAAAACCGCAUCCGUGAGUUCGACCUGCUGGAGCGCAUGUCCUGCGACCACGAGAGAGAGAUCGCCGUCUGGCAGAGGAAGUGCUUGCAGGCGCUGCAGGAGGUGGAGGACCUACGUGCAGAGAAGGAGGGGUCGCGCGGGCGUCAGAUGGAUGAGAAGCUCUGCUUUCAGCUUUGUGAGUUGCAGCAGGAAUGUAACCGUCUCCGUAAUGAAAACGCCACACUUGGCCAGACUGGAAGUCUGGAAAGCACGCCAGCCGGUGCCACAGACGUGGUGACGACGCCGCGCCAACAGGAGAGGAGUGCGAGCACGGCUGUGAGCCCUGUCGUCGUCUCCCUCGAAGUCGAGAUGCUGCGAGUGGUCAAUCAGCUGGGUGUCGCGUUUGCGGAGCGCCUGGCGGUGACAGAGGGGGAUGGGCGGCGCGUGGGUGGGAGCGGGGAACGCAAAAAGGCCUCGCUAUCUUUUGAGGACCCGGCGAUGGGCGAGAACACAAGAGUGUCACCCGUCUUCACGAGUGCCGCCUGCAGUGUUGGCAAGACAACGGAUGAGAGUAGGCCUGGCAGUGCGUGCGGUGCCAGCGUAACCUCCGAGAAGCACCUGGGCGCCGCAAAGGAAAAGCCGCAGGCACAGUAUGCGUCUCCCACUCCCUACAGUGCCGAGGAUGACAUGCAUAGUGGGCGCGGGGAGGCGCAGGUGCGGGAGUGGGAGGCGUACGUCAGGCAGAUGGAGCAUCGGAUGCAGGACGCCGUCGCGAUGGUGAUGAAGACCAUUAACGACGAACGCAACGCUGCGGAGCAGCGGCUCCAGAAGGAACUUUCCCUUCGUGAGAAUAUUUAUCAGUCACAGUUAACAACUGUGAUGCAGGCAGGGAAGAGGCACAUGUGCGAGGCAGCAGAGGCAUUGCUGCGCUGUCAACAGCUGCGGCACGAACUGGAUAUGCUGCAGACUGCCGCAAAGAAGGAGGCCAUGCAGCGGGAACUCGUGUCCGACGCGGAGCGACGUCUCACUGUGGCUCAAAGUGAGGUCUUUGCACUGAGGAUUGAUAAUGAGCAGCUGCGGGUGAAGGAGCAUGUGUUGAGGCGGCAGUUGGAGAGCAUGCACGCUGUGCGGAAUUUUCUGCCUGCCUUUGCAUCUUCGGCGUCACCACCGCUGUGGCAAAAGACGAAAUGCAACCACAGAGGUAGUAUUAGUUCCCGUCAUACUGGUAGCAGUACCAGUGUUAGUAGUGCCAGUGGCGGUCAAAACCAGCCGCAGCGGGAGGACGAACGCUAUGCAUCCCUCCCUGGUGCUUCUACGAGGCUACCGGGGGCGCUGGUGGGAGGUGAUGCAAAGACGAGUGGUGGCGGACAUGCGUUGGUGUCAACCCCUCGAGGUUUGCUAGCGGCUGGGCGACUGGACGAAGCCAUUCGUCAGCUGCAGGAGCGCCUGGCGGCGCUGGACGCGGAGGUCGCACACGUCACAGAAGCGCACGAGGUGGAGCACGGCGUUUUUACUCGGCGCCUCGAGCAACUUCGUGCGACACUUCUCUACUGGAACCGUGACGAUGGCGCUGCUAGCGGCGUGAACAGUGAACACGCGGCUGAAAUGCGGCGACGCAGUGAAGCGGAGGUUGUGGCCGUCGUAGAGGCGCAGCGUGUGGCGCAGGGCAACAUCACAGCGUACUGCGCUCAUGCGGGUAAGAAGCGGAGAGAACUUGUGAAGGUUCUUGGGAGGGCCACGAACAUGCGGCUGGCGUUGAAAGGGCAAUGA
Messenger RNA from Trypanosoma rangeli, 2247 nucleotides. RefSeq lists its product as uncharacterized. Bases 1 to 2247 code for a protein of 748 amino acids. Lineage: Eukaryota; Euglenozoa; Kinetoplastea; Trypanosomatida; Trypanosomatidae. The record is from RefSeq and is a predicted model, not a curated record. The transcript has a single exon.